AUUCCAACAAUGAAUAGAAAAGGGAUUAUUACUUCCCAUACAAGUGUUCUGCCUAUCCUUAUACUUCUCGGAAGUGAAUUCUUCUUCCUCAACUGGAAAGGAUGGACGAGAAACUAAGUGGGCUUGAGGUGAGUCCUCUAGGACCAAUACACCCCCGCAAGCUGAACUGUGCAGGUCACGAACAUUCAGCUUGGACAACAAGAACCGAAAACGAUCCGCGCCAAGACCUUUGGUGAAGAUAUCGGUGACUUGAAACUGGGAACUGACUUUGCAGGGCAAAAUGUCACGAGAUACUACUCGUUCACGGACAAAAUAACAAUCCAUCUCAACAUGCUUAGUCCGUUCAUGGAAUACCAGAUUAGCUGCGAUAUGAAGAGCUUCCUGAUUGUCACAAAAGAGCGGUGUAGGCUGACUCUUGGGUACACCGAGCUCACUAAGUAGACAUCUCAACCAAACUAUCUCACUGACUGUACUGGCCAUGGCACGAUACUCGGCCUCAGCCGAUGAACGAGCAACAACUUUCUGUUUCUUAGUACGCCAAGAAACAUGAGCAUUACCCAAACGAACAAAGAAUCCCGAAGUGGACCGACGAGUACUCUCACAACCAUCCCAGUCUGCAUCACAAUAACCAACCAGAUCAACAUAUCCAUCAGUAGGGAAAUAAAGCCCUUGACCCGGGUUCUGCUGAAGAUAGCGAAGCACACGCAUCGCCGCAUCCAUGUGAGCUUGUGUGGGAGCAUGAACAAACUGACUAAGGAUAUUAACACCAUAAGUAAUAUCCGGACGAGUGACAAUGAGAUAGAGGAGACGACCAACAAGACGUCGAUAAGCAGAACCAUCAGCGAGAGUGACAUCAGAAGACCGCGUCAAGUGAUGAUUCUGUACGACUGGAAAGGCGCUAGGACGAGCAUCCUGAACACCUACCUCUUCAAGUAUAUCAAGGGUAUACUUACGUUGACUCAGGACGAUGCCCCGGGGCAAACGAGCUACCUCAAUACCCAAGAAGUAGCGGAGAGGACCUAAAUCCUUGAUACGAAAACGCUGAUCAAGGAAAACCUUAACACGAGAGAUGAAAGACAUGUCAUUGCCAGCUAAAAUGACAUCAUCCACGUAGAUAAGAGCUACCAAAAACACGUCAUCUUUGCGAUAGAUGAAAAGAGAAUGAUCUGCCGGAGAUGAACGAAAACCAAGUUCACCAAGAGAUGCAGUAAACUUAUGAUACCAAUUACGAGAUGCUUGACGAAGACCAUAGAUGGAUUUGUCGAGACGACAUACUCGAGUGUCCCCCUUCUCCGCAAAGCCAGGAGGAAUUCGCAUAUAAACCUCCUCAUCCAGAUCACCAUGAAGAAAAGCAUUAUUAACGUCGAGCUGGUGAAUGAACCACCCACGGUUGACAGCCACAGCAAUUAAGCAACGAACAGUAACCAAUUUUGCUACCGGAGCAAACGUAUCAUGAUAAUCGACACCUUCAACCUGUGUAUACCCUUUAGCCACGAGACGGGCUUUGUAACACUCGAUUGUGCCAUCAGGAAAAUACUUUAUCUUGAAAACCCAUUUCGAAUCAAUGAUACGACGACCAGGGGGAGGGUCAACAAGACUCCAGGUGCCAUUUUGGAUGAGGGCGGUAAUUUCUUUUAUCAUAGCCUCACGCCAAUGUGCAUACUUAACAGCCUCAUUGAAAGUCUUGGGCUCAUCCUGGCGUGUGACAGUAGCCAAGAAGGUCCGAUAAGCAGGUGUGGCACGAGAAUAUGAGACAUGAGCAGACAGAGGAUAAACAACCGACUGGGCCGCAUGAACUGUGGUGUCAUAAUCGUCCAACAUUUUGGGACGAUGACGGACUCGGUCGCUGCGACAAAGAGGGGCGGCCUGAUCCAGCAGGGGAGCCUCGGGGACAGCGGGCUGAGCUGGUGACAAAGGGGAUGACGCUGGGCCAGGAGAAGCCGGGUUGGACGGGCCUGUGGGCUGUACUGGGGACGAGGAGGAGGACGUUGGGCCAGGAGAGGCUGGGCCGGACGGGCCUGCGGACGAGCUGGCGGACAGUCCUGGAGACGGACCUGCUGACGGGCCGGAGACGGGCCCAGAAUCUGGUACAGGGGGAGCGGUCUCGGACUCAACUGAAGUGGAGCCCAAGCCUUGAGAAGGACUGAGGGCCGAUGGCGGAUCCACAAGGGGUGUUGAUGAAAACAACGCUGGGUCAUGGAACUCAAAAUUUUCUGGGGGAACCCAAUGAAGACUUUGGUGAUCA
This is a messenger RNA of Linum trigynum, 2245 nucleotides long. NCBI's taxonomy places the organism in Eukaryota, Viridiplantae, Streptophyta, Magnoliopsida, Malpighiales, Linaceae. The record is from the annotation of a GenBank genome assembly.